Molecule: messenger RNA, 1224 nt
Organism: Lasiodiplodia theobromae
Lineage: Eukaryota; Fungi; Ascomycota; Dothideomycetes; Botryosphaeriales; Botryosphaeriaceae
Product: 1-aminocyclopropane-1-carboxylate synthase
Exons: 3
Coding region: 1-1224 (407 amino acids)
Biological process (GO): biosynthetic process
Molecular function (GO): pyridoxal phosphate binding; catalytic activity
Source: RefSeq, a predicted model, not a curated record
AUGGUCAAUCUGGAGCCCUUCGGUGUCGAGGAGUGGAUGGACGCCCAUGAGAACUCCGCCAAGUACAAUCUCGCCGAGACCUGCUGUGCAUCCAUCUCCAUUGAGGAUUUGCAAGCUCUGGCUGAGGAUCCCUCUGAGAAGUCUGUCAGUAUCCUGACAACUUCCGAAAAGCUCACUUAUGGCGCAAUUCGUGGUAGCGAGGCUCUUCGGAAGAACCUCUCGAAUCUCUACUCCUCGAGGGCCACGUCUCGUUUACCUGAAGACAAUAUCUUGAUUACUCCCGGUGCUAUCAUGGCCAACACCUUGGUCUUUUACGCCCUUGUCGGGCCCGGAGACCAUGUCAUUGUCCACCACCCAACGUACCAGCAGCUCUACGAGGUCCCAAAAAGCCUGGGUGCUGAAGUAGAUCUCUGGGAAGCCAAGGCCGAGAAAGACUGGGUGCCAGAUCUAGAAGAAUUGAAGGCUUUGGUGCGGCCAAACACCAAGCUGAUCGUAGUCAACAACCCCAACAACCCCACCGGUGCCAUUCUCCCCAAGUCCCUCCUCCAGGACCUCAUCGACUUCGCCGCAACCAAGUCCAUCACCAUCCUGAGCGACGAGGUGUACCGCCCCAUCUUCCACAGCAUCUCGCCCAUCGACGACGCCUUCCCGCCGUCGAUCCUGUCGCUCGGCUACGAGCACACCAUCGCCACGGGCUCGCUCUCCAAGGCCUACAGCCUCGCCGGCAUCCGCGUCGGCUGGAUCGCCUCGCGCAGCGCGGCCCUCGUCGAGAAGAUGGCCGCCGCCCGCCACUACACGACCAUCAGCGUCAGCAGCCUGGACCAGCAGGUCGCUGCGCGCGCCCUCAGCCCCAGCACCGUCCACGCCUUGCUCGCCCGCAACAUCGGCCUCGCCAAGGCGAACUUGGAGAUCCUGGAGAAGUUCGUCACGAAGCAUGAUGAUGUCGUUGACUGGGUGAAGCCGAAGGCCGGCACCACGGCCUUCUUGCGGUUCCAUCGUGAGGGCGAGGGUGGUGAGCCGGUGGACGCGGCCAAGUUCUGCAAGACGUUGUUGGACGAGACGGGCGUGUUGUUCGUGCCUGGGCCGGAGAGCUUUGGGCAGAGGUUCCCGGGUUAUGUGAGGGUUGGGUUUUGCUGCGAGACGGAUGUGCUGAAGGAGGGAUUGGAGAAGGUGAGGCUUUGGAUGAAGAAGAACUAUGAUGACGUGCCAGUAGUGGUGGCGUAG